Solea senegalensis (Senegalese sole) is the source of this 1312-nucleotide messenger RNA. Its product is annotated as cell division cycle-associated protein 7-like. Bases 76 to 1245 code for a protein of 389 amino acids. Lineage: Eukaryota; Metazoa; Chordata; Actinopteri; Pleuronectiformes; Soleidae. Gene Ontology annotation, cellular component: nucleus. The transcript is spliced from 9 exons. The record is from RefSeq and is a predicted model, not a curated record. Gene Ontology annotation, biological process: regulation of DNA-templated transcription.
CCGACGCGUGGGCGGGUCCAACUUUUCACGCUAAAGGUAGACUUGUCUUCGGUCCACACGUUAGCCACGAAUAAGAUGGCAACGGUUUUGGCUGAUGUGUUUGCGGAAGAUUCCGAAAACGACCGAACAUUUUACGGCUUCUCGGACAGUGAGCUCAAGAAUUUAAGUUUGGAAGAUGAGGCUGAGUUUGAUCUUUCACCCAAGAAGCAGGAAUCUAAAGCACCCUCUAGAAACCAGCCCUUCAGGCUGAGAGUGGCACUGCGCUCCACCCGCUCCACCCCCUCCACCUUGCAAUCCAGUGAGGAGGACAAGGAUGAUGAGGUGCAAGAGGAAGAAACCUCAGCACAGAAGGCAAGAAAGACUAGUAAGGCAAGAAGAGGGACACGUGUUAAAUUUGAAGAUGAGACGGCGUUGGCUGCUCCGCCUCCUCGUGAAAAUCCUAGAUUCGAUUCAGGGGACGAGUCGGCUUCUUUCCUGGCGAAGAGGGAGCAGAACAUCAAGGCCAACAAAGCAAUGCUGGCUCAACUGAUGGCAGACCUGCAGAAAAUGCCAGGAGGUGCAGGGAUCCUGAAAAAACAAGCAGACAAACAGAAGAAGAAAGAGAGAAGACAUCGUCCACCAAACUCUGGUGCAGCUGGAGGCGAAUCCAGGAGGAACCCAGAUCGGGUGUCCCGCAGACAGACCCGCUCGAUGGGAGGAACCGAGGAUCCUGCAGCUGUCAAGGAAGAAGAAAUUGAAUUCAGUUUGGAGGAGGAGUUGUUGGAGGUACAUGUACGCCGAGCCCCACAGCGACGUGGCACUCCACGACCUAACCAGAGCAAACCUCAUUUUGUCCGUCCUGUGGAGGACAUCACAGAGGACGAGCUCCAGCUGGUAGCAGACAACAUGACUGAAAAAGUCUACAACAGUGCCACAGGCUCCACGUGUCAUCAGUGCCGUCAGAAAACUGUCGACACAAAGACGUGCUGUCGGAACGAAGGAUGCCGUGGCAUUCAGGGUCAGUUCUGUGGGCCGUGCCUAAGGAACAGAUAUGGAGAGGACGUCAGGAAGGCGCUGCUGGAUCCGGAGUGGCAGUGCCCUCCCUGUCGAGGCAUUUGCAACUGCAGCUUCUGCCGUCAGCGUGAAGGCCGCUGCCCGACUGGCAUCCUGUUUCCUCUGGCUCAAUACCACGGCUUCUCCGACGUCCACUCCUACCUUACAAGCCUCCGUAACAAAUUGAAGAGUGAGGAUGAUGUGGAGAUGUGACCUCAGCAGCAUUGUUCUGAGUCUUUAUUUUAAAGCAUACACAAUCUGUGAUUCUAAAAUCAAUAAA